CUGCCACGGUGACGAAGUGGCGAAACGCGUCCCGAAGUGUGUCACGUGGAGCGUUCUGUGCAUCUUUAUUGGCUGCGGCGACGCGCGGGGCACCGCACCCAGUGGCGACCCAGGGGAGGCUCGUACAUCCAUCUCAAGAUCGCCCAGCGAAGGACGACACACUAUCAACUUUCCGAGGCACAGCCGUAUCAGCAUGAGCAACCUUGAAAAGACACUCUUCCAGCUGAAGUUCACGGCUAAGACACUCAAUCGACAAGCCAAGAAGGCGCAGAAGGAUGAGAAGACGGAGAAGACUCGCCUGAAGAAGGCACUACAACAAGGCAACAACGAGGGCGCUCGCAUCUACGCUGCUAAUGCCAUCCGCAAGAAGAAUGAAUCCUUGAACCUGCUCAGACUCUCCAGCCGAAUAGAUGCUGUAGCAAGCCGUGUCGAGACUGCGGUGACCAUGCGCCAAGUCACUGGGAACAUGACGUCCGUUGUGAAGGGAAUGGACAAGGCCAUGGAGAGCAUGAACCUCGAGAGAAUUUCCCUCGUCAUGGACAAAUUCGAAUCGCAAUUCGCAGACCUGGACGUGCAGACCUCAUACAUGGAGGAAACUAUGUCCAACACGACGGCUGUAUCCAUGCCACAGGAUGAAGUGGAAGCUCUGAUGAAGCAGACAGCUGAGGAGGCAGAUAUCGAACUCCAGCACGACCUCGCAUCGAAAGAUCUCGCACCAGCCGCCGAGAUUAAGGACAAGGAGGUGAUUGGAGAGGAGGACGACCAGCUCGCCGCCAGGCUCCGCGCUCUGAGGCCGGCGACAUGAUAACACUGCAGGGUACACGCCCAGCGUGCCUUGGUUGAUACUGGUGCUGUAUUGUAUGAGAUGUAACGAUAUUCCGAAGGGUAGAUAGCAUACGGCAACAUUGCAAACAGGCAUGACUCGUGAGGUCCCAGGGAGACGUGAAGAAGGCGUGUAUUAUAUGACCUAUUGUUGGAGUGAGUGUCGAUGAGCGGUCGUCAAAUGGUAUCAAAUGGAGGCGAACGAAAUAGAA
Molecule: messenger RNA, 1034 nt
Organism: Rhodofomes roseus
Lineage: Eukaryota; Fungi; Basidiomycota; Agaricomycetes; Polyporales; Fomitopsidaceae
Product: vacuolar assembly protein DID2
Exons: 6
Coding region: 194-805 (203 amino acids)
Biological process (GO): late endosome to vacuole transport; protein transport; endosome transport via multivesicular body sorting pathway
Cellular component (GO): multivesicular body; ESCRT III complex
Source: RefSeq, a predicted model, not a curated record